AUGCAUUAUCAAGGAGAUUCUUGGGGUUUCUAUUUGCCGACGAGGAGCAUAGGGUCGGAUCCGAUGGAGAGGGUGGUGAAACUGGCGUCGGAGAGCGCGGUGGUGAUAUUCAGUUUGAGCAGCUGCUGCAUGUGCCAUGCUGUGAAGAGGUUAUUCUGUGGAAUGGGAGUGAACCCUACGGUGUACGAGUUGGACCAGGACCCUAGAGGGAAAGACAUGGAGACCGCAUUAAUGAGGCUGCUUGGCAACUCGCAGGCGGUGCCGGUUGUUUUCAUCGGAGGGAAGUUGAUCGGUUCCAUGGACCGAGUCAUGGCAUCCCAUAUUAAUGGAACCUUAGUGCCACUUCUCAAGGAGGCCGGAGCACUUUGGCUCUAGUUUCUGACAUUAUUAAUUAGUUGUUAGAGAACAAAAUGCCUAAUAAUUAACCAGGGAAUUUACAAUGUGCAUGUACAAAACAAAAAGGAAAGUGUAGGAGUUGUGUCUGUGUUGAUUAUCUCUGUUCAUUUUUAUUGCAAACGAAUUAGACUGUUUUUAGUUAUAGUUUGUUUUGUUUUUCAAUAGGAGAAUUUGAGGUCU
This is a messenger RNA of Hibiscus syriacus, 576 nucleotides long. RefSeq names its product glutaredoxin-C1-like. The record is from RefSeq and is a predicted model, not a curated record. The transcript has a single exon. Lineage: Eukaryota; Viridiplantae; Streptophyta; Magnoliopsida; Malvales; Malvaceae. Bases 1 to 375 code for a protein of 124 amino acids.